Eimeria mitis is the source of this 1974-nucleotide messenger RNA. Its product is annotated as ankyrin repeat-containing protein, putative. The transcript is spliced from 7 exons. The coding region runs from base 1 to 1974 and encodes 657 amino acids. Lineage: Eukaryota; Apicomplexa; Conoidasida; Eucoccidiorida; Eimeriidae. The record is from RefSeq and is a predicted model, not a curated record.
AUGAAGAAAAAGAAGAAGAAGGCAAAGCACAAGGAGAGGAGAAUGCGACGCCCGAAGCUGCAGAUACACCUGAAGCACCGCAGCAAGCAGAAGGAGACCUCGCAGGAUACAGAGGAGGGGGACGAUCAGCACCCCCCUGAGGGAACAGAAGAAAAUAAAGAAGAAAAAGAAGGAAAAGAAAAAGAAGAAAAUGAAGAAAAAGCAGAAGAAGGCAAAACACAAGGAGAGGAGAAUGCGACGCCCGAAGCUGCAGAUACACCUGAAGCACCGCAGCAAGCAGAAGGAGAAGAGGCAGACAAACAACAAAUAACAACAGAAGAAAAAACACAAGGGGAAACAGAAGAUAAACAACAAACAACAGCGGGAAAUGAAGAAACAAAUGAAAUGCAGGUAGCUGGAGUAGCAGGAGAAGCAAUACAAGAAGAACAAAACAAAGCGGCAGCAGAAACAGAAGAAGAAAAAACGGAAAAACCAACGGAGCUAGACGCAACAAAUGAAACAAACAAUACAGGCUCCCAGCAGCAGGCAGAGCAGCAGCAGCAGCAGCAGCAGCAGCAGCAAGAUGAAACAAACGAGAAAACAGAGGACGCAGACUCCCAGCAGCAGGCAGAGCAGCAGCAGCAGCAGCAGCAGCAGCAGCAGCAGCAAGAUGAAACAAACGAGAAAACAGAAGACACAAGUAACACAGAACAGCAACAAACAGAAAAAGAAGAAAAAGAAGAAAACGAAGAAGAAAAAGAAGAACAAGAAUCAGCUAAUGCUGCAGAAGCAAAGGCAGAUGAAGCCAGCAACAAAGAUACAGACGAAACAAUAAAUAAAGAAAAAAAAACAGAAACAGAAACAGAAACAGAAACAAAACAACAAAAUGAUGAUGCAACAAAUAAAACACAAAACCAACCAGACUCACCAAGCAGCUCUGCUGCCACUUCCUCUCGGGAGGACCCGUUGACUGCUACAGUUCGCAGUUUAACGGAUGAGUUGCAUCAGCAAGGUUUGCUUUCUGUUGCAUUAGAUAAGGAGUUGUAUACAGCUCAGCAGCAGCUAGAAGAAGCAGAGGAGGCGAACAUGAAGGUAGUAAGCCGCCUAGCUAGCAUCGUAGCAACGGCAGUGAAACAAGAAAACAUCAUCAUGCGCUCCAACAGCCAAGUUCAAUUCACAGCAACAGCAGCAGCAGCAGCAGCAGCAGCAGCAGCAGCACAAGAAGGAGUUGAUGUGCAACAUGCAAUAACCCGAGAAGGAUAUGAUGAUGCCCUCCUUCAAGCAUCAAAACUAGAUAAACAACUACAAGCGAUGCAACAAAACCUACAAGUGCUGCUGAAUAAAAAAGAAGAACAAGAAAAAACACAAACCGCUAAAGUCAUGGAGUGCAGGAAGGCAUUCGGCGAUUUCGUGUUAGAGGUAGCGAGGAACACAGUGAUGGAAAAAGGAGGAAAGCGGGUGCCUGAGCAGCAGGUGAUGAAGCUGCUGCAGCAGCAAGAGGAGCAGCAGCAAGUAAUAGAUCGUCUACCUGAGACAGCAUCUGCUGUGGUGCGUCUGCGUAAAUGGGGGCCUGCCCCCUCCCUAACUCUCUUCUCUCCUGAGGGGCCGCCAGGCGUUGCCUCUGCUGGGCGACCCGCAGCAGCCGCCUUUACUCAGGACCCACUCGCUGCUGCAGCAGCAGCAGAAGGAUCGCGUGCAGAUGGAGCAGCUGAAUCCGGGGUCUUCACCUCUCAAGGAGGAGAAGAGGCAGAGGGGGCAGCCUCUUUCUAUGACGACGGAGCCCCCUACAGCCACCUAAGGCAAUACAACGAGGGCUCCGCCUUUGCUUAUAGUAAUCAGGGCCCUGAAAAAGAGCUCUUUGCUAGAGGGAGGAGACCCAGAACAGCAGCAGCAGCAGCAGCAGCAGCAGCAGCAGCAGCAGCAGCAGCAGCAGCAGAGGGGAUGAGAGCAGAAGACUUCCGGGGGCUCUCGGCCCUGCAGAGAGCUCUUUGCUAG